Nannizzia gypsea CBS 118893 is the source of this 588-nucleotide messenger RNA. RefSeq lists its product as hypothetical. Lineage: Eukaryota; Fungi; Ascomycota; Eurotiomycetes; Onygenales; Arthrodermataceae. Bases 1 to 588 code for a protein of 195 amino acids. The transcript has 2 exons. The record is from RefSeq and is a predicted model, not a curated record.
AUGACAUCCCAGGAUACACCACAGUCAGCACGGUGCCUGCCGCUAGAUGCAACCAGCAUCGCCAGUAGCUCACCGGCCAACCAGAUCGCUGUCUUGGAUAUUCUCUUUGAACCAUCCCAGCAUCUUCAUAACCUGGCUCUUCCCUUGCUGCAGAACCCCUUUAAUUCAUACAGCGAGCUCAUCAGCUGCGUGCAGACAGAGCUCCGCCAACUAGCCGAGAAAGCUGCCUCAAACGAUGCCGACAAGAAAAUCCUAUAUGAUAUCCUAGGCUCCCAUCCCCGGCUUGGAGCCCCAAAAGCCUCGCAUCUGAGUGAAUUUAGUAGACGGGAACAGGCAAAUCUCGCUACCGCUGCUGCUGCCGCUAUGGCCUCAGGACAAGGGGACAAGGAUGAAGCUGAUCGGUUAGGGAGAUUGAACGAGGAAUAUGAAAGGGCUUUUCCUGGAUUACGAUACGUGGUGUUUGUCAAUGGACGGGGGAGGGAUGUCAUCAUGGAGGAUAUGCGUCGUCGCAUUGAUGCCAUUGAUGUCGCUUCUGAGAUUGAUACGACUAUAACAGUGAGUUUGUCCCCAUGUUACUUGACCCACUGA